Ectocarpus siliculosus is the source of this 2454-nucleotide messenger RNA. NCBI's taxonomy places the organism in Eukaryota, Phaeophyceae, Ectocarpales, Ectocarpaceae. The record is from the annotation of a GenBank genome assembly.
AUGGACGAUGUGUUCGGGUCGGACUCCUCCGCCAACGAGUUUGACCCCGCAGAAGAAGCCGACAAUAACAACAACGAGGAUGCGCCCAGCGGGGGUGCUGGCGCUCUGGACUCCGAUGGCGAUGACGAUGAGGGUAUGACCAGCAACAAGCCGGGCGCGUCGCCCACGGACGUGGGAGCCGCCUUGGGAGGGACAGGCCUUAGUGACAGCGAGGACGAUAAUGAUGAGGCCUUCCCAGCGGAUGCCGAUGCGGAGAAGCUGGCAAUGGAUGCCGAUGUGUUCGGGUCGGACAGCGAGGAGGAGGUCGCGCCGCCGCCAGAGGGAGGAGCCGAGAACGAUGACACGGCGGUGGCAGACGUCGAUCCUUUCGAGGAAAGCGACGACGAGGAGGGUGGGUCAGGGGGCAAAACCCUCGGCAAGACCGGAGGCGACCGGUUGAGCAAGGGGGAUAGCUCCGGUAAAGGUAAAGGAAAGGGCAAGAAGCGCAAGGCUGGUGCCGAGGGUUCCAGCAAGUCGAAGCGCAAGAAGGGGACGGACGGGGAAGGGGAAGGGGACAAGCCCACCAAGAAGAAGAAGAAGAAGAAAAAGAAGAAGAAGGACGGCGACGUUGAGGAAGGGGUGGAGGGUGGCAGUAGUAAGAAGACGACCAAGAAGAAGAAGGGCAAGAAAAAGAAGUCCAAGAAGGCUAAGACGACAAGCGUCGAGAGCUCGACCCUGCAAGACCUUGGGCUGGAGUCCUCGGCGGACGAAGCGGCACAAGACCAAGACGAUGACGAUGGCGAUGACGACUUGAGCGACGCCGAGGUAGAGCACGAGGACGAGGAGGAUGAGGGGCUAGGUGGCGAUGGUGGUGAGGAGGUGGUGAGGGCACCGAACAAGCGGACGAGGGAGGACGAUGAUUUCAUCGACGACGCGGACGACAACGCAGACCUGCUAAACGAGUACAAGCAGGACGAGCCGGAAGGGGGAGACCACAGCGAGGCGGAGGAGGACAACAACCCAGAGAACUUCCACGAUGCCCCUAAGAAGGAGAGUGCCAUGACCGCGGUCCUGGCAUCCAUGAAGAAGCGCAAGGCUCAGGACCUGAGCACGGCUGAGCGCGAGCAGAUCGCCCAGGAGUUCAUGUUCAAGAUCAACCAGGCUGCGGAAGACGACGAGGAGGCAGUGCAGAACGGACGCCCGGCGAUCUACAAGAUCAAGAUGAUCAGGGUUGUGAAGGCGACGUUGGCGAAGAAAGAGCUGCAGGAGACCUUCCUCGAGUUCGACCUUCUCGGCGUCCUGAAGCGCUGGCUGCAGCCCUACUCCAAUGGCCAGCUGCCCAACCUCACCGUCAGGACGGACAUCCUCAAGUUGAUAGAAAACCUACCGGUACAGGUGGACCACCUGAAGCGAAGCGGAAUCGGGAAGGUGGUGAUGGGGUUGCUCAACUGCAGGGAGGAGACGACCGAAAACAAGCGCCGCCUCCGGCAGCUAGUGAGCAAAUGGAACCGGCCCGUGUACGAGAAGGAGACUAACUACCGCGCCCGCCGCCCGGCGCAAGAUGACCUCGAGGCCAUGGAGGUCCCGACUAGGGGCGGCGGGGGUGCCGCCGGUAGUGGCGGGAGGCGGCGAGUGGUCCACGGUAGCAUGAGGCGCGACGGAGCCAGCAAGGACGAGGCUGUAGGGAACAUUCUCAACGCCAGGGCGCGGGGGCUGGACCCGACAAAGGCUCGCGUGCCGUUCUCCAACGGGUACGCUUUCUCAAAGGCGCCGAGGUCGAGGGUCGAGGGACACGGCCGGGCACCGGCCCAGCAGGUGGACACCUCAUCGCGCGCUAAGCUGCUCAAGAAGAUGGCCACUCUGUCGCGUCCCGUAAACAAGGCUGUAUGAUCUACCUAUGAUGCCAUGAUGCAUGAUCCGCAGUGCGAUUAUCUCUUAUAAUAGUUGCGCAACGAGACGGAGAGGGCAUAUGUCGGUUAUUGCCGUGACGGACAGCGCGAAGAACGUUAUUGGGGCACAGCAAUAUUCUAUUUUCGUUGUCAGAGAUUUGUAUGUUGCAGUGUUUUUGGCGAGAGUCCGGGAACGCAAGAUUUGCGGGGAGAAGACAUUUGCCGUUGACCUGGAAUGUUGGCCAUGUCUGUUGGAGGUAAAGGAUCCAACCAUGGGAUGUGUAUCCCGAGCUUUGUGCAGAACGUUUGGAGCUCGGUAAACAUUGCGCGCGUAGCCUUGACGCAGGAAUGUGGGUACGUGGGUACAAGUGCACGAUGUUUAUCAAAAGGGUUUGGUUUGGUUCGGGCGUGAUGGGAGUUUCACGUAGAUGUAGGGACGCGGAAUUUCUUCGUCUGUGGCGGAGUUAUGAUAGGAGCGUUUGGAGAUCAAGGUUAAGAGCCUUACCUCUGCCCUAAACUCCCAUGUCAGCUUCACUACCUUGCGUGCUUGCGCCUUCUUCCUAUGUCUGCCCCACGCGUCCCCCCC